GAGUGGAUUAUAAUGCUGCAUUCAGAGAAGGAUUAAAGUGCUCCUGAACUCCCUGCCAGGAUUGCGUCUGCCAAUCUGAGUCCGUAUUGAAUGGCUCAGGCUGUGCUGUGAGUCCCACAGGGAGCUACUUGUGGAGCAGCACUGAUCUUCCCUCCCACCCCUCCCUGCGCGCUGUGCCCUGCUGCACUACAGUCUUUCCUGGGAUUGAAGACAUGGGGGAGAUCCCGAGCCUGGUGAAGAUCUUAGUCUCCCUCAAAAUCCAACCCAAUGACGGUCCUGUAUAUUUUAAGGUUGACGGCCAGAGGUUCGAGCAGAACCGAACCAUCAAAUUAUUAACUGGAGCUAAAUACAAAAUCGAGGUCGCCCUUAAACCUGGAGCUGUCAGAGCUACAACAAUGAAUAUAGGAGGAAUCAUAAUUCCCCUGGAAGAGAAAUCCAGAGACCCACAAACAGCCUGUUACACAGCAUUCUAUGAUACAGAGGGAGUGACCCACACCAAAAGCGGGGAGAGACAACCACUACAAGUUAUCAUUCAGUUUAAUGACAUUGGAAGCUUUGAAACUGUUUGGCAAGUAAAGUUCUACAACUACCACAAAAGAGAACACUGUCAGUGGGGAAACUGCUUCAGCAGCAUUGAGUACGAGUGUAAACCUAAUGAGACUCGUAGUCUGAUGUGGAUCAAUAAAGAGAUGUUUCAUUAGACGCUCCAGAAGCCAUUCAUGCUGGACAAUCUUCGAAAACGCUCUUACCAGCAAAAGGCCUAUACAAAGAAACCACUAAACACAAUGUAAAUAACAUAUCACAAGCUGCAAAUGCUUCCACACCUCAACAAGUGUGUUUAUUGUUCAUUUAAAAUUACAUUUCAAUUUGUAUACAUAUGUUUAUAUAUUUUGUGUAAGUUUUUAAUUGUGUUGUUGAAAUUGUAUUAUUUUGUAAGAAUUAUUAUUUUUUAAUAGCUAAACGUCAUUCCUCGUUGUAUUUUAAUUUGCUAAACCAGUAUUUAAAUAAUGUUUCUUUCAUAUAGAAAAAAACUAAACUGUGAAAAAGUGUGAAAGUAGCAGAUUUUUUUUAAUUUUAAAUUGGUCUGCCUUUGCUUAAAAGGUUGAAAUGAAUUUGUGACUAUAUUAACUGUUUUGGUAAACUCUUAUUGUUGUUUUCCAAA
This is a messenger RNA of Bombina bombina (fire-bellied toad), 1162 nucleotides long. It is a transcript of the gene CNRIP1, whose product is annotated as cannabinoid receptor interacting protein 1. Bases 213 to 701 code for a protein of 162 amino acids. Lineage: Eukaryota; Metazoa; Chordata; Amphibia; Anura; Bombinatoridae. Gene Ontology annotation, cellular component: plasma membrane. Gene Ontology annotation, molecular function: type 1 cannabinoid receptor binding. The record is from RefSeq and is a predicted model, not a curated record. Gene Ontology annotation, biological process: negative regulation of signaling receptor activity. The transcript is spliced from 3 exons.